AUGCCGGCUAAACCCGAUCCAGUUGACGACGAGACCAGAUGGACCGUCUGUAACCUUUUGGGGGGCAAGGAGUGCGCACAUGCGUCCGAUUCCAUUCACGUCGGAGAUGGAGUACCUUCUGCGACGAUACAGUCCGAGUGUCGUCUUGCCGGCGGAUUUGGAGAGAGCGAGGCUACUUUGCGCCUCGGAGGCGGUCUCGGCCAAGCAGAAGAGGCGUUAAUGAACGAGAAGUUCUCUGCCGUCCAACAACACGUGACGCCCCAACUGCUCAAUCUCAACCAGCAGGCGAUCAAGAAUUGCCAAAGUUCCGCGUCAGAAUUUCGCACUCUUAAGCUUCCUUGCUUGGGUUGGUUCUGUCGGCUUGGCGACUUACUUGAGCUGCAUGUUGACGCUCGCCUUGUUUCGGCUGCAGGACGGGACAUCCAAGAGUCCAUACGAUCCACUACCUCACCUGUCCGUAGAUCGGCAACAGCACAGUCUUUGUCAUCAGCCCGUUCGAACCAACCUUCCUUGGCCACUGGUUCUGAAGUCAGCGUCUCUGGUCGAUCAUCACGAAGUCGAUCUCACAAAUUGGGUAUUGAGUCAGUGGACAUGGCCGCCCAUGAGGUAUCUGCUAGUAAGCGGCUCAGGACCGAAAAGUCAGACAGACAGACACGAUCGCACAAGCUCAAGAAGGCUCAUCUUCUCCGCAGGGAUUUGAGCUCUUCCCCUGAUGUAGCUUCCGAUAACAGCGUCGACCUCGAUAUAUCUGUUCGUUGUCGGAGUAAUCGCAAAUGUGCUGAAUCUGUAUCUUUGAAUCAGGAUUUGCUUAAUGUUAUUGCAAGUCUGGAUCAUGCAGAAACCCCACAGGCCCCUGUCUCACCCUUAGUCUCAUCUCCUAUUAGGCCGGCCGACUUGCACAAAGGUCGUCGCAACUGUACGCCUAUCACUGAUUUGGAUAGCAAAAGGCGACAUUCUCCGAGAGAGCAGAGCGAGCCUAAUGCCUUCUCCGACAAGAAUGAUCUCUUGAUUGAUGCAAAGGUUUCUUCGAACGCUGAACCUAUGGGCACAUUCGGUAGCGGG
Messenger RNA from Protopolystoma xenopodis, 1062 nucleotides. Lineage: Eukaryota; Metazoa; Platyhelminthes; Monogenea; Polystomatidea; Polystomatidae. The record is from the annotation of a GenBank genome assembly.